Panicum virgatum (switchgrass) is the source of this 1193-nucleotide messenger RNA. RefSeq lists its product as uncharacterized. The transcript is spliced from 2 exons. The record is from RefSeq and is a predicted model, not a curated record. The coding region runs from base 220 to 864 and encodes 214 amino acids. Lineage: Eukaryota; Viridiplantae; Streptophyta; Magnoliopsida; Poales; Poaceae.
GUGAGUUACUCUGAGCCUUUGAGCUUGUGUGCGGGAGCCGCGGAAGGGCGCCGUCGGGGACGGAUCCGCACGGAAUGGAGUUUGGGGACGGGCCCCCACGGAAUGGAGCCAUGGAAGGGCGCCGUCGGCAGGAGGCGUCGCAGGCGACACCGUCCCGGGCGGAGCUAGGACUCGGCGUCGACGCCGUGGAGGCAGACGUCCUCCCCAAGCCGGCCGGCCAUGAGGUCCUUGGUGCCGCAGCCCGCGGCCCAGCCACCCCUAUCUCGACCAUGCGCCGCUCCGGCCGAGUUCGCCCUUGCCGUGCUGCCCGAGGGAGCCCGUGCGGUCAGCUCCAAGGGCGGUGCAGCCACCCCGGCCGGUCAUGGCUGGAGUUGCGCUCCCACGGGAGCCCGCGCAGCCGGCGCCAAGGGCGGCACGGUGCAGCUCCCACAUGAGCGGCGGUGGCGGAGCUCGCGGCUCUCCCACACGCGCCGCGGCGGCGUUGCUCGCUGCUCCAGCACAUGUGGCGGCGGCGGAGCUCGCAGCUCUUGCCUGCAUGCAGCGGCGGCGCUCGCGGCCCCCGCACGCACGCGGCAGCGUUGCUCGCGGCUCCUCCACACGCAGCGGCGGCGAAGCUCGUGGCCAUCCCUCAAGAGGGCCUUGGUGGCCGAGGCCACCUCCUCCAGCGCCGUGCACCUCAUCCUCAGAGUCACCAAAAGCUUCAGGCCUUCCAGCAACGGCGCCGUCGUCUACCGCGAGGGACGCCGUGCAGUAUCAGCUGCUCAUCCCCUACAGCGCAAGUACGGUGCGGAGGCCGGCCACGCGAGUACGGGGCUCCCAAAGUGGAGGCUGUCGAGGUGGAUGACAAGGUGCAGGGGGAGGUAGGUGCAGUGGAGGCCGUCAGAGAAGUUGGACCAGGCGAGCUGCAGGUGCAGGGCGGCGUCAGCCAUGGCGCGGCGCGGGAGCCCGGCGGCCGGCGCCAAGGGCGGCGCGGGAGUAGAGCUGCGAAUGGGUUGGGUUUAAAUGAGUUUAAUGGAUUCAGUGGAGUGUAUUUGGUGGGUUGGAAUGAAUUGUAUUAGAUAAUGAGUAGGAUUGAGCGGGUUCUAUGUUAACGAAGAUUGAGUGGGUUCGGAGUUGAUUGAAAUAGAUAUUUUGUAUAAAAUAGUAUGAUGUAUAUAAAUGUUGGUUCUGUAUUAAGAGUCAGACUCUGAAAA